AUGAAUCUUGCGAGCAUGCAGAAUCCGGGUGCAAAGUUGAACUUCUUCUCUUUUGCCUCUCAGACGGUGAAAACUACCGGCAUCAUGGGCCUCUAUGAUGGUAUUGGAGCAGGCAUUUGGAGACAGAUUUUCUAUGCAAGCAGCAGAUAUGGACUGUUCCAAGUCUUAAGGGACACUCUGGCAAAGUAUCGUGAGGUCGACUUUGCUUCCCGAUUGGCUUGUGCAACAGCGGCAGGUGGGAUGGCUGCACUGAUCUCCUGUCCUUGCGAGGUAUCCCUUGUUCGCUUGUCCAAUGACGCCACACUGGAGCCAUCUAUGCGACGAAACUACAAGGGUGUCGUAGACUGCGCCCAACGCAUUGCGCAAGAGGAAGGUGUCACAGCUUUUUGGCGUGGCAGCACGCCCUUCGUCACACGUGCUUGUCUCGUGGGUGCUACUCAGGAAUUUUGGUUCAGGGAGUCUCGAGAGUUCAGGGACAGAGCAAUGACUGAGACCGCCAAACGCAGAUCUGCCUAUGAAGCACGGGAUACACGGGAUCCACCACGUGGCCGGAGCCCGUCUCGUGAAGAUGCUGAAGUUGGAUACACGCCGCGCUCAGUACGAGAUCCUUUUCCAAAGGAUCCAAAGGAUCAACAGGUUUCGUCGCCCAAAGCUUUGACCAAGUCCUCCCCAAUGCCAAAACCGAUCCGACCGACCACCACAGGGCUUUCAGCAAAGCUGGUGAAUGCAGAGACGUUGAAAGCUGAAAAUGCAGCGCUACGUGAGGAGUUGGCAAGAGCAAAUCUG
This is a messenger RNA of Cladocopium goreaui, 786 nucleotides long. NCBI's taxonomy places the organism in Eukaryota, Dinophyceae, Suessiales, Symbiodiniaceae. The record is from the annotation of a GenBank genome assembly.